AAGUAUUUACUUUUAUAAAUAAAAUUUCCCUUUGUUUUAAUUUGUGUUAUUGUGUUUUUUUCCUUGUACAAUUAUUCAUGUUUCAUGGUAAUCUCAUUAUUUGAAUUUGAAUUUAUUUGCUUUAAGUGUAGAUUGGAAGAAAUGUCUCGUGUGAGGAGAUACUGAGAAAUAUAUGGAUUAUGGUUAAUGACACACAAAAAAUAUUGGAUGAUCUGGAGGGUAUGAUCCAAUCUAAAUCAGAAAAGAACAUGGACAAUUUUGUUGAUGACAAAAUGGUUUUACACCCAAGUGUACGUGAACCAAUGUUAUACUUACUUGAUUUGAGUACGGACAAGGACAAGUAUUUUUACUAUCGAGAUGUAGAAUGUGUCAAUUGUACUGCAAAACAUGCAAGUUCUGUCCUUAAAGGUGGAGAGAUGGACCCCGAGGUGUAUAUCCCCUUAUUUGAACAAGACCAUUGGUUUCUUGUUGUAAUUGAUUUGGCUGCUCAAGUAAAAUAUAUUGUUGGAUCUGUCGCAGUGAACGCUCAAUGUGAGAAAAGGGUACUUAAAUUGCUUAACAGAUGCUCGAAAAAAUACAUGAAUGACAAAGACAAGCAGAUGCUUCGGUUGUUUGGCGACACAACUACUUACACCCUACAUAUUAUAAAUGUUUCUCCAAAAUUAAGAGUUGAUUUCGGAGUGUACCUUCUAAGAUACUUAGACGCUGAAGACAUUAAAGAUUGUGCUCACAUAACUUUGACGCCCAACGAAAUUCAAAAUCAUAGGCUCAACUUUUGUGAGACGCUUUUUCUGAGCUCGUUGAAUGAGUCAAAAAUGAAAACAAGUUAUUCGGAGAAGGACGAGGAACAAUGAGUUGGUAUGGAUUUUGUAAACCUUUUCAUAAGCCUUGGCCAUUACUACUCUGCAAGCCAAACUGUUGGAUGGCUGUUAUGAUUAUUUUUUGUGGUGAUUGAAAGGAGGGGUAUGGGUUUGAUCUAAUUUCAAUCAUUUGCUUUGGUUAUUUACUUUGAUAAGACAAUUAAUUUAUGUUUUUGGA
Molecule: messenger RNA, 1038 nt
Organism: Spinacia oleracea (spinach)
Lineage: Eukaryota; Viridiplantae; Streptophyta; Magnoliopsida; Caryophyllales; Amaranthaceae
Exons: 5
Coding region: 180-854 (224 amino acids)
Source: RefSeq, a predicted model, not a curated record